CCACGGGAUCAUGACGUCAAAUCUUGCCCCACCAAGGAGAGCAGCUACCCUUACCUAACUAGAAUUUCUGUAGUGCGUCAUCGGGAUUCAUGUUUUGAAAUUCGGUACGGUAUUGGAAGGUCCAGAAUACUUAUCUAGACAUGUUCAAAUUAGUCCCGGAACAUGCUACAUCAUCCGACAUUUAGGGGAAAGGUUACUUAAGAGAUUCAAACGUGCACUGGAUGCGUAACUUGUGAGGCCUUUUCGCUCGUAAACAUGUACACAAUCUGGUUCGUGGGUCAUCGAUCUACAACGUGGUCAUACUUGGUUGUCCUUUUAGUGUUUUGCUCCAUUCUACAGCGAGCAACAGCUCAGUUGCAUCUGUUUAUCACAAACGAGGAUGCCAACACACAUCUAAGUGAGUAUAUGUCUUUCAAGAAAGGUAGCAAGUUUGUAAAUAGUUCGCAAACCAUGUGGAUCGAGGGAGAAGAAUCAUUCGCGAUGGCUUAUUCUGUAUUUCAGAGAUGAACUUCCAGGGAAGAUUGUACCUCAUUCGCGAUGGAGAACCAAACACUAUGGUGCAGAAUCCUGGUGCAUUUUAUCGUUUUAUGUCACCGUUAGAUUCAUCGGUUUCAACGAUUCAGCUAAGCUGGUUUUCAUCUCCGCAGGUGAGUACGACGUGAUAAGCGGGAGUGAUAUAUAUAUACACGAUUGUUGGGUGUUUUGAUUCUCACUGAAGUCGAACAAAGUCCAUCAGCCUGUCUCUGUGAAUGAUUUGUCGACUUCGGGUUAGUGUUUAGUCAUAGUUAUUAUUUAUUUUAGUUUGUGCCUCAAAUUGAGGAGGAAAGAAAGAUUUCCGUGCGUUUCUGAUCAUUUGAAUGAAAGGGUUCUCUUAGCACUCUAGUAGCACAAUACUCCACUUUGCGCAAUGCUAAUUUUGUAGUGUAUUUUUUUGUCAUCUUACUUAAUUCAUGUGACGUUCCGCGAACUAUUUUCGUCUUAGAAAUCAGAUGAUUAUGUUCCAGAAAACAUUUUCGUCAUUGAAUAGUCGUUCUGAUGAAGAAAACUUUGCCAAAAACGCCAAUAUUAUAAACACGAAGAAUCGGGGUAUUUUGUUUUGCAUGGCCGGAAUGCAUUCUUUCUUCCCCUAUUGUUCGCUUAGCAAUGAUUCUUAACGAUCGAAAAUCGGCAAUUCUUUCUUCGGUUCGAGUGCUGAAUGCUUCAGAUCUUCCUGUUCUAAGCUUUGAAGGAAUCAAAUGAAAGGUAUUAACGAUAUCGGCGAUCUAAGGGUUUCGUGUUGACGGUUUUAGCGUGGACCAUUAAGUAUUUGUCGUUGUCGUCAUGUAUGCUGAUGUCUGGAAAAUUUCUGUCGAAAAGGCAAUCUAGAAUAUGACUCUGGGGGAUAAUGCCGUUGAUUUUUUUACGCCAAUAUUCUAAGCUUAGAGUUGGCAAUGAACUUUAGGAAUGCAUGUGCUUGUGUUUAUUGUUCUUUAAGAAGAUUUAGCUGAGGCAAGUCUGUAAAAUGUCCGUUUUCCAGUGGUUUUCUAAUUAUUUGCUCCCGUUAAAUCAUUCAAACGUGAUCUUGCCACAAUAUCAUUUCCUACUCCUUGAACUGCGAGCCUUCAGAAUUGGAUUUUAGUGUAGUUCCGUUGGGCUCGAGCGUUUCCUGUUGUGGCCUCUGAAAGGCACGUAAAAGCUUGUUUUUAUCAUGGAUAAUUCAAGAUUGCGGAGGAAACAGCCGAACAAUAUCAACUUGAUAAGCCAAAAGCUUGUUAAGACACGGUAGGGUACGAUUUAAGAUGUGAUGAAGGCACCUUGCCAAGCAGAGGAAAACAAAACAAUAACGAGUAGUCAUUUAGUCUAACCACUUGGUUUGCAAUAAAGUUGGCGUCCAUUAUAAUCAUUUCAUCCAUAAUGGCAUUUCCUAUUAUGCUACAAGUUGAAUAUUUGACUCUCAAGAAACAAUUUAAUGUUUAUGGUGUCAGUUACACAACUUAAAUAUCCUUUUUUUUUUUUUUUUUUGCCAAAGCAAAAUAACUUGAGAAAUUGAUCAAUCAUGAAACCACAGAUUCAGUGGCUUCCAUUUAAGAUUCUGUGCGAGAGCUACAAUCAACAUAACUCUAUUGGGAAAUUUCAGUCUGAAUUGUUUGAUUUUCAAACAUGUCUUAGUUUUGACAAUCAAGCAUAAAGAGGUAGUGUUGCAAUAACUUAAAGGUCCUCUGAUGAUAUUGUUUCAGGGCUUUGUCCAAAAAGCCUUGGCUGAAAUUAAUUAUUUCAAAAGAAGAGAUAACACUUGAUUUUUUUAGGAGUUUAUUCACUUUAACCCUUUAACUCCUAAGAUCUGAUUGUUAAUUCUCCCCUCUAUCUGCUACACAUAUCCUUGAAUCAGUGAUGAGAAUUUAGUGUUAGAUCAAAAUAAAAACUUCUACCAGACACGUUGGAGUAUUCUGAAUACAUGUUUGCAGGUUAAUAAAGUUCUGCUCACAUAGUGGGUUGGAAUUGGUGAAAAUAAGAGGUUUUGAACCAUUUGUGACAAUUUCAUCCUCCUAUGUUCACCUGAUAUUAUGAAAUAGCAGAGAUACUCUUUAAGUCUGUUACUCACAAGCAGGAGGCAAGUGACUAACAAACUUUUCUCUUGUUCUCCUGAUAACUAAACUGAGUACACAGAGCUAUUUCAUAGGUGGAUCUUUCCUUAGAAUUAACUUUUACACUCUCAGGGGUUACAUAAGAGGAAUUUCUCCACAUAUCUUUUGGGAAAUUCUGUGUGAUUCAGCAACAAUUUCUCAGAAGCAAAAUUAUAAGAUGUGUAUGGUAAACCGUGCAGAGGAUCGCUUGCUAGAUCUUGGAUAUGUGGUGGUUACAGAAUUGAUGAUGUCUUCUUUUACAGGUCUCACACUAUAGCAUGAGCUUCAAAUCAAGUGAUCAAAGUAUCAUGCCUGAUCCUCAUGCAGCCACUCCUUUGGAAGGAAUUGUUCCACAAUCUCAAAAAGGUGUGAAUGACCUGUCUUUACAGGUUCACAUUUUAGUGUUUUGUACAAACACUGAAUUUUAAAGCAAUCCAUAUGUUUGUUUGUUUGUUAGCAGAAGUAGUUAGUACAAUGCAUGCAGUGAGAGUGCAUCUUAACAUGUUUUGUUAGCAUUUUAAGUUAACUUGAUAAGUACUCUCCAAGAAAUAGUUUGAAACAUCUGAGGGGGGGGGAAGUAUACUUGAUAAGGAAAAUGAUUAUCAAUGGACUAAAUGUCCUGUACAAGGUACAGUUUAUAUGUAUAUACACUACAAACAAGGAAGAUCCUUGCUAAAACUGAAUUUCAACUAAGUUUUUCAAAGUAUCUUUCUGAAGAUACUUCUUUCUAUCUCGCAAGCAGGUGCAUUGAAAGCGUUCUUGCUUCCAGAAUGCGAUUCUUGUCAAAGGGAAAGGCAAAAACUUUCUGAAGGGACCUGUUGCUUCUUAAAAAUUCUUCACACAAUGAAGUCAUAUUUUCUUAAUUAUUAAUUGGCAUCCUAGGGUGGAGUGGGUGAAUGUUUUUUUUUUUUUUUUUUUUUAAUUUUUUUUCAGAAUUGUACUUUCCUGAAUAAAAUGUACUGAUUUGUUGUGUUGUUUUGUCUCGCAGCCUUUCAGGUUUCCUUCUACUGUCCUGGUACUACUGAGGGAGAAGUUGAUAUGACAUUUUCCUUGAACUACACCAGAAUUGUUUCAGGCUCAGUAGAUACGGAGGAGAUCAAAAGUUUUAUGCUCAUAGUGAGAAGACGUUGUGAAAAAACAGGUAAUUGACAUUGAAUAAGACACUAUCAUUUUGCUUUUCUACAGGGUUUUUUUUCUUUCUCAAAUUCCUUGUUUGUUCAGAUCAGUGUCCUAUGAGACAUUCAAACAGAGCUUAACUGAAAAUUACUCAGUCAUCAUUAUCAUUGUUGUUUUUGCCUUCUUGCUAUUCACUUUGAUAAAACAAUUCUUAGCUUGCCUGGGCAGAAGCUUCAAGAUUUAUUUUUGUAGUUCAAUUAUCAUUUUUGACACUUUACCCUUCACCCCUAUAAGUGGCCAAGACAUCAUUUCUCUUUCCAAUAUAAAUAUGAUACCAAGCAGACAAAUGAUGAGAUUACAGAAAAAUGUCAACUUGGAUUAUUAGUUUAUCCAACACCAAAUGUUUACAUGAAAUUCUCUACAGAUGGAAAUGACAAUUUCAUCGAACAAGUUACAUCCUCACCAUGGUCACGCAGUAAAGUUGUGGGAAUCUGUGCAGGCUUGACGACUGUUAUUAUAUCUGUUGUUGGGCUGGUGUUACUGUUUCGUUAUUGUAUGAGACAGAGGAAGUUGAAGAUAGAGUUUGAAGAUGAUGUGGAAAUGUAUCGCAGCAGCAGCAGGUUUGUUACUUAGCAGUCUGUCCUUUCAAUGGUUGUGCAUCUUUGAAAGCUGCAGACUGUGAAUUCGUUGGCUAUUGUAAAAUAGGGUUGGCAAUUUUUCCUCUUUGUUUUUUUUCAGUAGUAGUAUAGUCAAACCUUGAUUAUCCAGACCUCAAUUAUCUGAAUUUCUUGAUCAUUCAAACUUUUUCCCUGGUCCCAAUUUUGUCAUGAAUUUUUAUAAGUCAUGAUCAAGAUCUGUAGCCCUCUUCUUUUUAAAACUACAGUGUUGAAAAGUAAAGUGAAGGCAAGUUUUGCUUUCAAAAAGCAAAAGCAGAGCUCACACGCGUCAUAACUAAUGAAGAACAUUUGAUUGAGGUCUGAUUGGCUUAGAGUUGCUUUGUUGCUACAUGAGAUUUCACACUCUAUAGGCUCUUUCAGCAUGGUAUGCAAGAUAAACAAGUUAUUACACAGCAUCACGAAUGGUUAUUCACAAUCAUCGUGUCCUUGAACCAUGAGCGAUCUUUUCUUUCGAUUAAAUGUCGCUUUCUUAAUUUAAUCAGUUUUUGUUCCUAACUGAUAUUCAUAUUUUCAACUAUCUGGACCCUCGAUUAUCCAGACUAUUUCAUCUUGUCCCAACAAGUCCUGUUAAUCAAGGUUUCAGUUUUCAACUUCUACCUCCUGAGCUCAUUCACAGACAAGUGAUAAGAUAGUUUUCUUAUGAAUAGAACAUGUUAUGUAUUGUGUUUGUAAGUCAACAAUAGGUUUUAGAAUUGUGCUCUGAGGUCAUCUAAGGUGGUGGGAGAUUUUCUACUAAAGAUGUUGAGUGAAAUUGAUUUUUUAACUUAAAUGUAAGAAUCAGUGUAAAAAUUUCUAUGACACAACAUUUUUUCAGUGAAACUUCAGGUCUUUGUAUCGCGUACCUUUAUUCUUUUAUGUUUACUGAAUAUAUUUCCUUUGAUACCUGACAAAAUUCUCUUUUGUAAAAAACCAGUUCAUCCAAGAUUUACAAAAAAGAAGAGCAACAAGAAGAAGAAGUUGAUGAAACAGUGGAUUCUUCAAAGCCAGGACUGUUUUACAGCCCACCAAGGCCUAAUUAUCAACCUCCAGGAGGAGGAGGAGGAGGGCGUGGCCGUGCUAACACAAGUGGCAGUGACUCCUCAACAACUGAUCUGAUUAUUCCCGAGGAAAGUAGUGAUAUGUGUAUUCAAAAGCAAUCAGAGGGAAAGUACAGCAGUAGAGAUGGCAGACACGGAGUGAGACAUAAACAUCGACGACAUGAACGACAGUGGAAACACGGAAGCUUGUCUAGUAUGUUUGUUUGUUUGUUUUUUUUCACAUGGGUGUGUUUGGUUCUGUUCGGAAACUGUACCUUCUGGUAAAUUAUGUCAGUUGAUUCAUAAUUAUGCAAAGGGUUUCAUUUCAUUCUCUCUUUAUUUGGUGCAGAUACAAAAUACACUUGGAUACAAGAGAGACCUUUGUCAUCUUAUCAUGAAACAGAAUCUUUGUUGGAGAGAAGAAAUAGUAAGGGAGUUUUUUAUUGAUUUUUGUUUUGGUAAAUCAAGUCAGUUGUUACAUAUGUAUUGGUUUUUAGUUGUCAAUAACAUAUUGACUGCACUAGUGUGUCCUUAUUACAAGUAGAUGUAUUAGUUUUUUCUAACUAAUAAAGAUUUUUUUCACAGCUCCUGAUGAAGCUCAGAAUACCGGAGGACUUUUUACAGUAUUAAAUGAAUUUUGGGCAACAGAACUUGCAGAUGUUUUAAUACCAAGAGACCAAGUGUCAGUUGGAGAUCCUUUGUAUAGAGGUUAGUUAGAUGCAAAGAACUUUGGAUGUUAUUUCAUUUCCUGGCACAUAAACUUGCUUUUCCUCUUUUAAAUUUUGAUUACUGAGCAACGUGGCUGACAGUUAGCCCCUUGGGUUUAAGUGUAGUUAUUAACAGUAAGCUUUUAAGAUCAGAUUGGCUUAUAAAUAUACAAUCACAUUCCAAUUACUGUAAAGAAAGAGGUAGAUUGUUUCAAGCUACAAUUGUCAUGUGCCAAUUUAUUCCAAGUGUUCCAAUGGUUAAAAAUAACUGUCUGUGACAGGGAAAGUUGAUUCAUUGGUUCACCAUUGGAAAUUUAUUUUGCAGGAACAUUUGGAUGUUUGUACAAAGGUUCUGUGCGAGGACUAAGUGAAGAGCAACCACGCAAGAAAAUGGAAGUGUUCAUCAAAGCACUUCAAGGUAAGACCAAACCUGAAAGUCUUCUGGAGUUUGUGUCUAUUACAGUGAUCUGGUGGCAUCUGGAGUAGGAUAGUGGAGUAGGACAGUGAUCUGGUGGAGUAGGACAGUGAUUUGGUGGAGUAGGACAGUGAUCUGGUGGAGUAGGACAGUGAUCUGGUGGCAUCUGGAGGAGGAUAGUGCAGAAGCAAAAAUUACCUUAGUUUGGCUUUUCAAAGACAAAGUGCAAAUACUUCAUUUAGUAAAUUUGAGGAGUUUUUCCAUUUUACUUGUGGAUUUGUUAAGUGCAGAAACAAGUAAUGUGGGAGUUUGAUAGGCAAAAAUUGUGACAUUAUCAUGGUCUUAGUUUAGGGAUAGCAGGCAUUAUUUUAAAGGAGUUAUUUUUGUGCACUUGUUUGAGGUUUUGGUUGGCCAUUGAGGUGUUUGAAUAACUUUUUGUGAGGUUUGUAGUUCCCUACUGCAUUCUUUUCUUCAACUAAUUCAAUUAUUUUAAUGAAAUAUUUUAAGUACAGUACAGAGUCCUGUAGAGUUGUGUUUUGACUCAGUUUUAUCCUUCACAGAUGAAGCAGACAUGGACACCAUCACUUCUUUUAUGCAGGAAGCAAUGGUCAUAAAAGGCUUCAAGCAUCCAAAUGUUGUGGAACUGGUGGGUGUGGUGCUUCAACGUUCAACGCCACCUUACAUUGUAACUCCUCUAACACGAAAUGGAGACCUAGGACACUUUUUGAAGAUUUCAAGAGCAACAUCUGCAAGAGUACAGGUGAGAACACAAGAACAGCAUCAAUAGGGAGUGUGGAGACAGUCUACUGUAAGAAAUGGUUGGGAUUGUUGGCCAGAAAUUGGUGUACCUCUGAUCAUUAGACCAAUGAAGAUUACAAAGAUAAAGAAAGGUAGAAUGUGUUAGAUCUUUAAAUAAAAACUUUGAAUUGAUUUUUUUUCUCAGACAAUUACCUCGCGCCAGCUUAUUGAGUUUGGAAUUGAGAUCUGCAAAGGAAUGGAUUAUAUCACUCAGAAAAAGAUUGUUCACAGAAAUCUUGCAGCAAAGAACUGCAUGUAAGUAUUUCUUAUCUAAGUUUGCCUUGUGUUUCAUAUAGUUGCCUUUGAUUUCUAGUUUCUUCUUUUUUGCGAAGAACUUAGAUGAUUCAGGUUUGUAAGAUCAUGAAAAUAAAGAUUUUUCAAACAUUUGCCUCCAAUCUUAUAGGCAAUCUAAUUUUAAUAGUUUUCACUUUGCAAUUGAUAGUCACAUGCCCUAGUUUACUGCUGGCAUAAAGAGGCUGUUGCUCUGACUGAGUAUUUGGGUUAAUAUAUUUCCCUGAAUUUUGAGAUGGUGAUUUAUAAAAUAAUUAAGAAGGGAUUGGGUUUUCCAUCUCAGGAAAUCAGACUUAUCUGAAAGUGUUUUCCUUUAGUGUCAAUGAUGAUUUGAGUAUCAAGAUCACUGACUUCAGUUUGGCCAGAGAUGUGAACACAACAAACUUGAAUGACAAGGGAAUACGGUCCAGAUUACUUGUCAAAUGGACAGCACUUGAGGGUUUAGCAGAGGAGGGUCAAUUUUCAGAAAAAAGUGAUGUGGUAUGUUUCAUUUCUUUUUCACCCUUUGAAGAUAAAUUUGGUUUUGCCUGGCUUGUCAAAAUUAGGACUCUUAAUUUAUAUUGCAAGCACUCAGCUGGUAGUUCAUCAUUAGCUUUAAACAUUGCACAAAGAUUAAACCCUUGAGGAAGAGAUGAAUUUGAAAAUUGUACUUGCAAGUUAAGAACAAGUCAGUGUGCUUAUUCUGCACAGUGUUCUCUAUACAUUUCCGAUAGAACUGCAUAAGAGAAUUUCUUUAACAAUAAAGAACUACAUAAGUUAGUGAUUAUUUCUUUUAUUCUCAUGACCCUGAUGUUUGAUUUAGUGGUGAUACACUGAGGAGAAUUUGGAUGCUUACCACUCUUAGAGAUCAAAUUCUUAGGAGUGGCUUACAGAGGAAUAUAUCACCAUCAGUAAAGAGAAUUUGCUUGUAGAUCAUGGAAAGGAAUCAGGGAUACUUGAGCAAUUGUUAUCACAAUGACAUUGACUUUGCACAACAGCAACAGAUUUUACAGGUUGUGGCCUUGGUGUCAGCCUGUUUAUUGAUAUGCGUCAUUGUUGUAUAAAUGACUCAUAUGUGGCAUUUAUUCCUUCACAGUGGUCAUUUGGAGUUGUUUUAUGGGAGAUUGUAACUCUUGCUAAGGCACCGUAUCAAGCUAUCGACAGUUCAAAAAUGGAGCAGCAUCUGCAAGCUGGACAUAGAUUACCACAACCUAAUAACUGUCCGUAUGACUUGUAAGUUUUGUCUUGUAUUUCUGUAGCAAAAAAAUGAGCUGUAAGCUUAAAAUUUCAAUUUUUCUCUUUUUUUUCCUUUUUUUUUUCUUUUAAGGGAGUGAUUCCCUUAAAUAAUUCAUCUUUUGUUAAUAAUAAAAUAAAGAAUGGGUUGGUUCCAAUAGUCCACAUUGAUAUCCUUCUUUGAAACAGGUCUGAGCAUUCAGAGGUUAAUCGUUUAUCUCCUAGAAGUGUUUAACCCAUAACUUCUCCCCAUAAAAUCCAUAAAUUAUCCAACAAUCAGGUACUGAGAAUACUCAAACUUAUCAGGUCAAGGUUAUCUUGAUCAAACACCAAAUUCUCAUAACUAGGUUACAACAAAAUGUGUAACAGCUGGAGGGGGGAAAUUAACAAUGAGAUCUUGGUAGUUAAAGGGUUAUGGCAUUGUUUUGACCUUCACUGUGUCUUUUUGCAGAUAUUUCUUAAUGAAAAACUGCUGGGAAUCCAGUCCAAAAGCAAGACCAACAUUUAGUCUGUUAUUAAAGCAAUUGGAACACUACUCCACAAGGCUGGUGCAAAAUGGACUCAAGUUUGAAUAUCUACCAGAGUCUGACUGUUGAUGAAGGAAAUUUGUUGCUUUUCUGGGCUUAUUAUUACCACUUAAAUAUAUAAUUUUUUGUACUUGUGGCUGUAUCAUAGGAAAAAAAUAAUUUUUGUACAUUGUAUAGGUUUAUCAAAUUAUAGCCAUUUAAAAUUCAAGUAGCCUUAUUUCAGGUAUGUUUGAAGUGUGGCAGUUAAAAGAUUCUUUGGUUGUUACAUUAAAGGUGGCUGUUUGGGUGGGUCAGUUUUUUAAAAAUAUUAAGCCACUAUAUAAUGAAAUUGAAGGCGAAGUUUUGCUUUUGAAAACACAGACAUAUGGGAAGACUUCCAUUUUACAAAAUUGUAGGUUAUGGGUCAGUAUUUUUGUAGGAUUUUUUCAGUGUUGCUUAUAGCACUUUUCUUUUCCAAUGUUGUGUUUCACGUGUCAAUUGUUAAGUCAUAUGGUAAAAUGAAAACUUAUAUUUCAUUGGGAAGUUUUUGUUUCUGAAGGAAGCCCCUGUGCACAGGAGCGUAAUCUUCUGGAGAUAGAUCACAAUUUUUGAUUGUAAAGCUGUUCUUCAAAUUAACAUGCUGUAUUUUUCAUAGUGAUUUACCAUUGUUUUGCUGCUAUAAAAUUCUAUGCCUUUUUUUUUCUCUUGUGCUGUCUGGUAACAUUGUUAAGUUUCCCUAGUUACAUUUUACUGUUGCAGUAUAGCUGUGAUUGGUGGCAUUCGUUGUUUGGUUUCAAAGUUCACAUGGAAGUCAUUUUGUAAAUACAGUAUCCAUUGUUCCAUUUCCAAUUUUUCAGGGACAUGUUUUAUAUUCUAGUUAUGCUUUGUUCAUCUUGUUUGUUGAAAAUCAACAUUUGAGUAGGUAUCAUAAAGUUUUACCCCUUAUAUUGCUUCAUCAGGCCAUUCAUUAGAAAACUCUGUUUUUUGUUUGGUAAAUCAUAUUUGGGUUAAUAGUAUCAAAACAAGUUUUAACUUUGUCCACAGCAUGUCAUCAAACUUAUUGCCUUCAGACCCUAAAGAGCUUAUAUUAUUAAUUAGCUAACCUACAAAAUUAAAUCACUAUAAAUUGUUAUUUACUUAGUAAAAAAGGGAGUAUUUUUCUACUAAGUUUCCAAAAAACUCCAAUAUUAACAUUUUUUAAAACAUCAUAUUUGCUCACCAAUCUUAACUUUGGUGGGUGUUGAAUGUUUUUCAAAAAGAGUAGCGCAAGUCCCCCUACCAGAUUUGGACAAUUUAAGGGCAACAUAAAAUUUUUUGCAAAUAAGCUCAGUGUUUAUGGUUUUGGAAAAUGUAAAUUAUGUUUUCCAAGCCAUUUUCUGAGACAUAUUGUUAGAAAAUUCUGUUACAGGCUAUUUUGUACAUUUAACACAGUAAAAUUUUCAAAACAGUUUGUUUUGCAACAUUGUUUAUGGAGAUGCAGGGAUUGGAUCAUAUUUGCGAAUUAGCAGUAGAAAGCUACUGCAAAUGUUAAUCUGUGUAUGGAGCUUACUAGAAUUGUAGUUUUCAAAUUUGUUCUGUUGGUUCACGUUCAGAUUUGUACAGUGUAAUUAGUUUUUUUUUUGACGGGAUGUUAGUAAUAGAACGUCUCAAAAGUAUAACAGAACGAGCGCAUUUUUCUUUAGCGUAUUGCAUAAUGUAUGGCUUCUCUUUAUAACUUAAUCUCAUAACACGGUUGUUAAUAGUGGUUGGUUAAUUUUAAUGCAGUAAAGUGUUGUGGAAAAACGUUGUUUCGGAGCCAAAGUUGAGCCGCUUGCUUAAAACAUACCUUAGAAUGAAGAUAUGUAGAUACAGUAUUAAUAAAAUGUUUUGUAAAGAAAUAAACACAUAUCACGUUAAAAGUAAUAGCCAAAAAUAUAUAUGAUGUAAAUAGUGAUUUUAAGGUAACUGUGUCUUUGAAUGGUGGAUCCUUCUGGCAAUAAACAUGUAAUUUAGCAUUUCUUGUUGGGCAUGAAUUGUUAUACGUUCUGUCAGAAAUGAUUUAGCUUUGGUGAUGAGACUCUGAAGGUCACUUCAAUUUUACAUCUCAUAUUAGAGUUAUGUUGCAAUAUUGAAGCAUUUCAUGCAACAGUUACU
Molecule: messenger RNA, 11474 nt
Organism: Pocillopora meandrina
Lineage: Eukaryota; Metazoa; Cnidaria; Anthozoa; Scleractinia; Pocilloporidae
Source: the annotation of a GenBank genome assembly